Molecule: messenger RNA, 4140 nt
Organism: Aphanomyces astaci
Lineage: Eukaryota; Oomycota; Saprolegniomycetes; Saprolegniales; Verrucalvaceae
Exons: 6
Coding region: 27-3557 (1176 amino acids)
Biological process (GO): protein import into nucleus; protein localization to nuclear inner membrane; transcription-dependent tethering of RNA polymerase II gene DNA at nuclear periphery
Cellular component (GO): nuclear pore; nuclear pore inner ring
Molecular function (GO): structural constituent of nuclear pore
Source: RefSeq, a predicted model, not a curated record
AUCCACCUGCUUUGAGUGGAGUGAACAUGACGAGGCCUGAUGCACAGGAGAAGGAUGCCGCCAGCAUUCAACGAGCCCUUAAGGAGCUCGGGAAGACAGCUGAUCUAAUGCGGGAACGCGAGAAGAAGAUGGAUGUGUCGCUGCGAUUUCAGGCUGUCGACUCGUCGUCGCUCGAGUCGACUUAUGUCGUGGACCCGGCAAUCACGCGUUGGGGUCCCGACCUCGUUCCGUCAACUGACAUGGCGCCGUGGCCAGCCAGCGUCGUAGAGUCUACUCAGAAAACGUCAACCGUUGUUCCAAUGGGUCUCUUUCCCGAGAUCCAGCACGCGUGGGCAGUCGUCGAUACCACCACGCUCGUGUUGUGGGACUACGUGUCGUCCAAGGAUGGGGUCGUGUCGUGCCCGGUGGUGUCGUCGCCGAUCGUGUCCGCUGGUCUGGUGCUUCCAUUACCAGGCACCCUCUUCAGCGACCAGGUGCAAUACCUCUUGGCAGUCUUGACCGAACGCGACGUUCGGCUCUUCGCCGUGGUCACGGACAAAGCCGCCCCCACAUCGUCCUCCUCUCGACCGCCAUGGAAGGUCAUCGACACGCUCAUGACGGCUCCGCUGGCCAACACCCAGCUGGCCACGUCUCUAGUAUGUACCCCUUCCCGGCGCAUCUUGCUCGGUGGCGUCGAUGGCACCUUGUACGAGUACGCGUACAGCCCCAACAUGCCAUCUGCAGACACCGUGAAAUUCCGCCGCAUCCAGCCGGCGACCACGUCUCCGUGGGCCACGUACCUCCCCAACGUCGUGCGGGACUUGCUGUUUCCAUCGCCGAAUGCCGCCGUCGCCUCGCUUGUGUUGGACACGGCGCGGCGUCUGCUUUACGUGACGUAUGUGCAUUCGAACGUCCUCAGCGUGUACGACAUUCGGUCCGAUAUUGUGCUGGUGUCGUCGGUUAACCUCACGGACCUGGCGCGCCACGCUCUCGGCAACCACGUCGUGCUGGCGCCGGUCGUGGCCAUUGCACCCGUCGAGCCUGCAUCCACCCAGCGCGUGCACGUGGUCGCUCUAACCUCGACCGGCCAGCGCCUUGCCUUGAGCUUUGGCCCAAAUUACACCUUGAAAGCCCUGUACCUUCGCGUACUGCCGCCACCGCCGUCGUCGUUGUCGACAACAACUGCGUUUUCAUCCGGUGGCUUUACCCACAUAGUGGCCCAGCCAAGCGGCGUAUGUCUUCUUGGACACGCCAGCGCGUACCAAUUGCUCGGGCUGGUCGCCGACGCCGCCGCUCCGCCGUCCACUCUGGUCGUGGAAACCGCCUCCACGCUGCCCGUCCGUGGCACCCUACACGCCGUGGUGGCGGCAGCGAUUCCAGCCCCCCUGCCAUCAGCAUUGCCGCCGUCUUCGUCAUCGGUAGGCGUCAAGCGAUCGGCCAACGGGUUGCAGAAACCGUCGUCGCCGCUCGACUUUUUAAAACACUUGGGGUCGUUGGGCUCGCAACUGACGUCGCCGCCGCCACAAUUCCUCGCGGUCUCGUCGGCCGGCGUGCAGAAGUGGACGCAGACUCGCCUCAUUGACCACGUGGACAUGCUGCUCCGGCGGUCGGCGUCCGUCACGCCCGUCGUCGAGUGGUAUGGGGCCCCCUACGUGGCAGCACUCCUCUUUGGCCUCCCCCACAACCCCGCCGCCGCGCACGCCGUGUGCGCGCUGGACGCCAACGACACGGUCCAGGGCCUGGCCCAGUAUGUGGCCCAUCUCCUGGCGCCUCUGUGGGCCACCCCCGUCACGAAACUGCUGCCGUCGUCGUCGACUGCCACCGUCCUCCAAACCGCCCUGGACAAGCUCACAGCGCUCCACCAGUUGGUCAACCAAGUGGUGCCGCUGGCCGUCGCACUCCACACGGACGUGGCGCACCUGCAGCCCCACCACGCGGUCGUGCGGGACCUGCACGCGCUCGUCCGCCGGGUCGCCGACGCCCUCUUUGGAUGGAUCCAGCUCUCAACACUGCUAUGGAAACAAGAGUCCCCGCUGCAGGGUGUUCCUUUUCACGACGUUGUGGGCACGGAUGCCGGCGCGGCCAAGUUCCAAGCGCAGCUGAAGGACCUUGCCAAGAACGUGCCGCGUGUGGUCCCGCAACUGCUGGCGCACUGUGCGUCGUUCUUUUCCGUGUGGGAAGCCGCCCCGUACCAAGGUCUGCAAACCAUCGCCGCUGCCAAGGCGGCGGCAACAUUAGCCGGCCGUGACGCGCUGCUGCAAGAGUCGCUCACCCAGCUCCGCCAACACUGCGCGCAGUGGCUGCCCACCAAGCCUACGCUGCAACUGCUCCGCCAUAUUCUCAAGGAAUACACCGCCGCAUCCUUCUACUACGGCAUGGUCGAGCUCACCGUCGCCGUGGCCCGCGUGUAUACCACGACGACGUCCGCCACGUCCUGUUACGACCUGCUGCUCUCGCUAGCCACGACGACCGAAGCCCAAGAGGCCGUGGCCAAGUAUGCUUGUCAAGCGAACGACGGCGGGGCGCUGGAGGCCGCCGUGCUGGCGUGGCUGCCGGACCUGUCGGUGCUCCAAAGCUGUCCGUGGACACCAACCAUCAAAGCGUUUCUACGAACUAACCACCCCGACUGGUUUGUGCGGCUGAGCAUCCACCACCACGAUGUGGAUGACGCGGCAGAGUACCUGUGGACUCAAGCGCACGACUUGACGUCGAAACGAACCAUCGGCGAACGUUCCGCCCUUCUGGCGCGAGCGCUCCUGUGUGUGCAAGUGACAGGCAAUGCGCAGCACAUUGCCGAUGUCCAAGAUGCUCUGGACGUGUUCAAUAUGCAGACCCGCGUAUAUGAGACGUUGAGACACCAAAAGGUACCUACGGGGGUGCUCGAAGCGCUCCAGUCGUCAAUCUUGAACAUGUCGACGCUGUUCAACGAGUAUGCGAUGCCGUAUGGCCUGCACACCGAGUGCCUCCGCAUUUUACACGCCUGUCAGACCAAUGAGCCUCGGGUCAUUGCGUCCCUGUGGAAGCAACUCAUUUUUGGGUUUAUUCCGCCUUGUACUUCCCCCACAACCCCCGCCGCCGUGUCCCAGUGGCUUCAAGCCCAGCAUAAGGCCCUUAACCAAGACCCUUCGACUGCUUCAUUAGACGGAUCGUUUGAAGACAUGACCUGGGUCGCCAACGUCCGAUCGUACAUGCUCCAGAUGGGCGCGACGCUGCUGCACUCGGGGGCCGACUAUGUGUUCCCUGUCCAAGAGCUCGUGGAAACCCUCGAAACGCUGCACUAUUAUGCACGCCUCGUUGUCAACGACAGCUUGGACUCGACAUGGGUAGCCAAGCUCUUUGUCGACUUGCAGUGCGUAUCGCCUAGCCUACUCGUAAGCAUUUACGUGCAUUUGAAGCACCAAAGCCCCAAGUCGAUGGAAUUGCAUUGGCUAUUGGGGAUGCACGCGAUCGUGGCGACGACGUCGGACCGCCACCCGUUUGCAAACUUGAUUCAUGAACACUUGGACCUCCUCCGACGUUGUUACCCCGACGCUUGCGACCAACUGGUGCGAUGGACGGACUUAUUAAAACGUCUGUAACGCUAAUUUGACGUGGAUGCUUCCUGCAUUGACUUCGUUGUCGCCCCGCUUCCAUACGCGGUCGCGCCCUUUCUUGCCGAGGACCCCCAGCGCCGUCUGCUUUAUCAUAGCCCCGAGGCCUUGGAUGGGGCGGACCACCGCGCCCGCCAUGCCGAGCCCCACGCCUUUGGCAAACCCGCCCCAUCCAUUCCGCUUGGCGCCUCGAAUAGGGUCCAUCACGAUGCCUGUGAUUCCAGAUACCACUCCCUUGGUGAACCUAUCAUUAGACAUGCACACACACACCUCGUGUCAAGGAUAGAAGCUACCGACACAUACACAGUAGCAUCACAUACAAACUUGCAAAAGCCAAUAGCUAUACAUGUCCGACCUAUACGAUACACACACUAACGUUAUGCAGGGCCCGAUACAUCGUCAUCGCACAUACUUCGAAGGAUCAUUCUUCUCGCAUGCCCACCCCCACGAAAGCGAUUUAUGCCAAGCAAAUAGAUUCAUGAGAUAACACAGUGAGAUAGAUCCUGGUCGGCAAACUCGUCGUGUGAUGCAACGAAAACGUGUACAUACCCCUCCCCUGCCGCGACCAUGU